ACCUCCUUCUUUAGGCCUUGGCUGGACUACGGAAGCCUGUUAGGGAAACCAGGAAGAGCUCAGCAGACAGGAGGAGAUGCACACAUGAUUAUCUUCUUCUGUUUUGUAAUGCAAACUAUUUUAUAAAUGCUUAUAGUGCGCUUUUAAAACAACUUUCCGAAUAACAGUACUCAUCUCUAUUGGUGUUUUAAAUUCAAGGAAACGCUUUUGUAACAUCUCUCAGUAUAUAACUCAUUCAUCAAGGUCACACCAGUACCGGUGGAUGUAGUUAGUGGGAGUUAAUCCUUCAGCACGUUGGAUUAGAGGAAAGUUAAAAGCCAUAAAGUGCAAGAAAUAUGGCUGGACUGAUCAACUUUGAAGAUGAGAAUGAAGUGAUGCAGUUUUUGGACAAUUUGGGAGUGGAGUACAGCUUCCAGUGCUACAAAGAAAAGGAUCCUGAAGGGUGCCAAAGGCUCUCAGACUACUUUGAAGGAGUGAAGAAAAACUAUGAAGCUGCAGCACAAGUCCUCAAACACAACUGUGAAACAAACGGACACGGAGAGAGCUGCUAUAAACUGGGGGCGUACCAUGUCACAGGCAAAGGUGGAGUGACUGAGUGUCUGAAAACAGCCUACUCCUGCUUCAUGCGCUCCUGCAACUCCAAAGGAAAGAAGUCUAUAGACGCCUGCCAUAACGUCGGUCUGCUGGCCCACGAUGGACGAGCUAGUGACGAAGGACCUGACAUCACGGUGGCUCGGCAGUACUACGAGAAGGCCUGCUCUGGUGGCUUCGCUCCGUCCUGCUUUAACCUCAGUGCUUUGUACAUUGAGGGCAACUCCAAAGGACUGGCACCGGAUAUGAAUCAGGCUUUUAAGUAUGCUACCAGGGCCUGUGAGCUGGGACACGUGUGGGGCUGCGCAAACGCCAGUCGUAUGCACAAACUCGGGCACGGCACAGAGAAGGAUGAGAAGAAAGCUGAGGAGCUGAAGAAUCGAGCGAAGGAGCUGCAUGGUUUAGAGAAGGAAAGGCAGCUCAAAUUUGGGGAGUGAAUGUGACACUUGGUUAAAUUAUCGUUGAUUUGGUUUGCCUACACGUCUGCUGUUCAGUCAGGUUGUUUGUGGGGACAAGUUUAUGUGUGUGCAAAAAGAAAACCUGUUCAAAGGUAGGAGAGGAUAUGUUGUUUAAAAAAGAAGGUUAAAUGGAUGUUUACCUCAUUUACAGUGAGUCAACAGUCAAAUUCAGGGAGCAGUGUUUACCUAUUAUUAUUUCGGCCACAUGUAUAGAUGAUGUAAAUGUGAAAGCAAUAAAAUGAACUAUGAUUCAUGUAAAGUAGUUGGUUAUUAAUAAUGUCUUUGAAGGGCUAUGAUUUGUGGUAUAGAAAAAAUUAGGCACAAGCAUAUAAGGUAAAAGGGCAGUUUGAACUCUGUGUACUAUCCUCAGAUCAGCUUCAGAUUGUCACAUGCAUCAACCUUCAUAUAAUACUAUGCAUAAAUAUCCAUUGUAUAUGUUGUUAGUACGGUAUGCCACAUAAUUUACUUUAAUUUAAACAAACCUUGCGUAACAUGACAAAUGUGCGGCCUGAAAUCUCGAAGCUCGAAGCUCCCGAGGCCCUUUUCUGCAGGUCAUCACCUCUCUCCCCCUUUCAUAACUAUAAAGGCAAAAAGCCCCAACAAAAUAUAAAAAAAACAAACAUGUGAUAUGAUACAGUACUAUAGGCUACUAA
Sebastes umbrosus (honeycomb rockfish) is the source of this 1702-nucleotide messenger RNA. RefSeq names its product cytochrome c oxidase assembly factor 7. Bases 336 to 1028 code for a protein of 230 amino acids. Gene Ontology annotation, cellular component: mitochondrial intermembrane space. The transcript has 3 exons. The record is from RefSeq and is a predicted model, not a curated record. Lineage: Eukaryota; Metazoa; Chordata; Actinopteri; Perciformes; Sebastidae. Gene Ontology annotation, molecular function: protein binding.